Ostertagia ostertagi is the source of this 561-nucleotide messenger RNA. The record is from the annotation of a GenBank genome assembly. Lineage: Eukaryota; Metazoa; Nematoda; Chromadorea; Rhabditida; Trichostrongylidae.
AUGUUUGAUUCGAGCAUUUUCAGACUAGAGGCCGAAGGUCUACGUGAUGAUGCGAUAAUCGUCGGCGGAGCGUUCAACGCUCAACUUCACGAGACGGACUUGUUGACGUAUCUUGCUAAAACGCAAAUGGUGCAAACUGUAGCAAAGAAAGACGACUCAGGGAAAGUUGAAGCUAUCGAGCAAUAUGACCGACAUGGCAGGAACGUCACGACAGUCGAACGCCAACGAUUCGAUUUGCAUUCUAUUCAUGACUGGUUCUUCCGACUUGGUCGAGGACAAAUGGUGAAGAAGUGUGUCCUUGCUCUCUCGAUCUUAGAAUUCUCAGAAAUCUUUGUAAUGCUUUCGAAAUUGCUGUAUUCCAGAUACAAUGGCGAACUGGCUCCGGUCACGUUUAAGGGUCAACUCAAGGAACAAAGUGUCUUCUUCCAGCCAUCUCGACAUUACGCUAUCAACGAGCAAACUGGUAAAGAAGAAUUCAUGCGCACGUUGUGCCCAGCUUGGGCGGAUCGCGUUCUUUACAAUGAGAAGAUGGACAAGCUUUUCCGAUAUGUGAGUGCUUAA